CUCAACAGAGUAACGUUGAUCAAUCAUGGUGAUCAGAGGAAGCAGUCAUGGAUGUAAAUAAAGAGCUGAUGAUGGAGGCUGGAGUAGUUUUGAAGACAUGAACGCAGCCUUCAGACGUCCAUGGAGUCGUCUUUUAACGCCGUAGAGCUCAGAGAGCUGCGGGCCGGAAGUGGACGCGGCGUGUCUCCGACUCUGCCAGCAGGUUCCUGGACGGUAACUGCAGCAGGCUGCUCCACCCGAGGGUUCGAGAACGCCUCCUACCAGCAGGAUGAUGAGUACGACUACCAGCAGGGGGCGACAGGGUGUCCACCUUCUACUUCUACCAACAGCAAGGUUGAGCAGCAUCAGGAUCUGGUCUCUCCACGGUCUUACGAUGAGGAGGACGGUGGCGGUGGCCGCCGCGGUCAGGAGGACGGCCAGGACUUCACAGAGUACAGCCCGGCAGACGAUCACUCGGCGGAUUAUGGUUUCAUCUUCGCUCUGGUGUUCCUGGUGAGCGGGAUCGUCCUGGUGGUCAUUGCCUACACCAUCCCCCGGGAAGCCAAAGUGGACCCAAACUCGGUGUCGGCGCGUCAGAUGGAGAAGCUGGAGAUGUACUACGCCCAGCUGGGCUCUCACCUGGAUAAGUGCAUCAUCGCCGGGCUGGGCUUGCUGACGCUGGGCGGGAUGUUCCUGUCCGUCCUCCUCAUGGUCUCCAUCUGCAGGGGCGAGAUGUACCGGCGCAGGGUGGCCUUCGUACGACCCAAGAGAACUUAUGGCUCCAUCAACUUGAGGAUGAAGCAGCUGGCAACGGGGGAGGAUGGGGGAGGGGAAGGCGGGGACGGAGGGGAGGAAUUUCUGGUUGAAAACACUGAGGCGAGGAAUCACACACAGGCGGGACCGAGCAGGAACGCUCUGCCUCCUCCUGCUGCAUCGUCGUCCUUAAAUGCUGGAGUCGUCUAA
Molecule: messenger RNA, 942 nt
Organism: Cheilinus undulatus (humphead wrasse)
Lineage: Eukaryota; Metazoa; Chordata; Actinopteri; Labriformes; Labridae
Gene: tmem74b
Product: transmembrane protein 74B
Exons: 3
Coding region: 121-942 (273 amino acids)
Source: RefSeq, a predicted model, not a curated record